Exaiptasia diaphana is the source of this 2306-nucleotide messenger RNA. RefSeq lists its product as uncharacterized. The transcript is spliced from 12 exons. The coding region runs from base 70 to 2121 and encodes 683 amino acids. Lineage: Eukaryota; Metazoa; Cnidaria; Anthozoa; Actiniaria; Aiptasiidae. The record is from RefSeq and is a predicted model, not a curated record.
UUGAAAYUAGUGAGACAUUGUAUUGUUGGCGUGAACAUUAGUCAGUUGGAUCAUAGCUGUGCCAGAGCCAUGGCGAAACCCUCAAAACGACUGUUCGCGGUUCUCUCCCUUUUUGUUCUUCUGCAGCAGUUUUCACCAGCCUUCACUGCCGACUUGUCAAGGCAUAGAAUCAAUCACUCCAAGAAGAAGAAAACAGAUCAAGCGAAAGACAGAGAUGAAAAUAAUAAUCAAGAAAUUCAAGAAAGCAGUGAAAAGCGAUCAGCCCGGAACAAAGUACUUGGAACAGUUCUUAGAAAAUUUUGGAAGCUCAUUGGAAAAGACACUGUUAUCAAGAAGAUCAAUAUUGUUGCAGAUGUGACUUCGACAAUAACCUCAGCUGCAAGCAUUGGUAUUACCGUUACCAAAGCCAUAAGUGGAUGUACUGCUAUUGCUCCAGCACUCACAGAGAAUUGGGAUAAAUAUCAGAAAUUAGAUGAGGAAUUCCGGACACUGAGUACUACAAUCGACCAAAUCAACCUUCAAGCCGAAACUCGACAUGACUACUACAUCAACUCAAGCUUCUACGAGUACAGAAGAACCAGAGACAAACUGCAAGAGAUUGCAAAUGAAAAAGAACGAAUAUUCAAUUCACUUGGACCUGAAGUGUUAGUUAGUGCCAAAAAUGCUUCUUUCGAAAUUGAGCAACUCGUCAAAGAAAAAAACGCAACUGGUGAAGAAAUCAAAGACACUGAGAUUUAUCUGGGAUAUAAGGAGGCUCUUGACCAUGCUUUGGAAUCGCUGUUUCCAUCUCUAGGCUUGGCGUUUAAAGGAAUCAAAUACUUUUGGAAAUUGUAUCUCAGAGAUACAGUCAUUGGGAAGAAAAUCUCUGGGCUACCUGAAACCAUUAAGAAUACAAUCGUCAGUAGUCUGAGUAGCAGUGAUCCUACCAAGCCAAGUCUUGGGCAAAGAAUCAAGGCCAGUAGAAUAAUGAACACUAGAUUUGGAAAGGGCCUACAGGCAAUAGGAAACUCAGUUAAGUCUAAGUUGGUCAAAGCAGCCAAGGUCGUCAAGAGUAUUGGUAAACGACUUUUACCUCUAGCAAAUUUGGCUGGAGCGGCGUUUGGUAUAUGGAAUGUGUUCUCUCAAAUCAAGGAAUGCACAGACAUGGCUGAAAACUCAAGGGAGAGCGUAGAGAAGAUGACUGAAAUGGUAGACAAAACAAAAGAAAUUUUAAAAAGCGUGGAAGAAUCUAAUGAUGAAAUACAAUCGGCAUUCGAUGAAAUCAAUGGGUUUUCUUUUGACCAAAUAUUAUUGGAUGCUAUAAGCGAUCUGUUAAAAAUGAUGAGUGACSCCGCRAUUGUACGUGAAACGGACAACAGACAAGAAAUUAUCGAUGGAUUGCAGGCCUACAUUAAUGGCAAGGAUAUUGACAGCAAACAAGACAACAACAAGCUCAUUAUAAACAACUUGCAAAGAAAUUUGAACGAUGCCUUGCACAGCAUUCCUUUCACUCUACAAUGCUAUACUAUCAAAGGGCAGUUUUACAACAGUGUUAAACGUGACUGUGCUGAAGGUCGAGGAUCAAUGCAAAACAUAUAUGAAAGGGUGAAGUCACUCAAAGGUAUCGACGAAUCGUCCAACAAUUGUGCUGAGAGAACUGGAGAGCUGUUUCCACCGCUUGCUGAUGUCACAGCUUCCUGGGAAAAAUGGGCGUCAGAAAAACAAACUUAUAACAAGAUUUGUCUAAUGAAUGACGACUGGGUGGUGGAUAAUGUCAUAACACAACUUCAAAAUGGAAUGGAUGAKCCCAAAAAAAUCGCCGCUGCUAUCGGCAAGGACCAAGACGCAGAAGAUGAGAUCAAAGCCAUGAUUGACAUCCUUAAGGAUGACCCAAGAGUUAAUCAAGUACCARCACACAAACAACCCAUGAUCUGUUAUCUUAGAGAUCAAAUGAAUUUCAAAGCAGCUGCAGCACUGCCGAUUUUAAAUUCUAACCCUCAAGACAAACCAGUCACCGAGGAACAAUACAACAACCUAGUGUGCCCUGCAGGAAGUGACGCCAGUUCAGAUUCCAAGAAAUUCGCCAUCAAAAGAUUGAAGCUGAAGAGGAACUGUGAAARAACUGGAGAUGAAAAACCAUGAAUAAAUUGAUAUUGAAAAUUUUGCAUGAAAUCCUUAGUUUAGAUUGCUUUUCGCUACGACGGAUGGUUUGCAUUGGAAGACCAAGCCGCUAUCGUCCAAGCGUUUGAGGUUGUUAGUUAAACCCUCUCUCCCAUUAUGGAAUGUAAGACUUAAUAAAUUGAGAAAUAAAAGAAUUCCGGCAUUAA